Molecule: messenger RNA, 924 nt
Organism: Trichoderma harzianum CBS 226.95
Lineage: Eukaryota; Fungi; Ascomycota; Sordariomycetes; Hypocreales; Hypocreaceae
Exons: 3
Coding region: 1-924 (307 amino acids)
Cellular component (GO): membrane
Molecular function (GO): GTP binding
Source: RefSeq, a predicted model, not a curated record
AUGGAGGUCGGUAUUUCGCUCGGGUUAAUGGCUCUUGGCAGCGUCAUCUCUUCCAUACGUGACGCAGAGAGAAAGGCGGAGCGAGAGCGCGAGCUACGGCAGCAAGCUGAGCGGCGCGCUGAGGAGGAAAGGCAACGUGCUGAAAACGAGAGACGGCGUGCUGAACAGGAGCGCGAAUAUCGCGAGGCCCUGGAACAGCACAUGCGUGAUCUUGGCAUAGAUCCAGCCGAUCCUGAAAUCUCAGCCGAGGACAUUGAAGAGGCCAAACGCGACAUCAACUGUGACCCUGACCCGAAGACCGCCAACAUCGCCGUCGCGGGCAAUGUCAACGCGGGCAAAUCAUCACUUCUCAACGCAAUUCGAAACCUGAGCGACGACAGCCCUGACUGGGCUCCCACCAGUGGCUCAGAGGAGACGAGGCAACGACAACGUUACCCUGAUCCGGCACACAAGUGCGUGUGGUAUGAUCUUCCAGGAGCUGGAACGCAGAGCGUGACGGCGUUUGGCUACUACUACAGCCAGAAGCUGUUUGCCUACGACAAGGUCGUUCUAGUGCAUGAAACGACUCUGACCGAGUCCGACAUCCGUCUUCUGCAGGUCUGCGAGUACUUCAAGCAGCACUGCAUUGUAGUGAGUACAAAGUCCGACAUGCACAUCUACAACUACACACGGGAGAGACGCACUCCGCGGCGCACUCCAGAGCAGGCCAGAGAAGACUUCCUCAGCGAUGUGCGCCAAGAUGUUGCUCGCUUUAGGGAACAGGCUGAUGCGUCACAGGCCAGGCUUGUGCCCAAGUUUGACGAUUUGGUCGUCUCGACGGCGGGGGUUGAGGCUUUUGUCCAGGGACAGAGCUCGGAUGAUAUGGUAGAUGAGGCUCGUCUCUUUAAGGAAUUGGAGCGACGAGAUGCUCCUCUAGACAGUUAG